ACUAUAUGCUAAACAUAACGUAAUUUGAUAGUAUUGUGUUAUCAUCAAGUUUUGAAAAUUGUCCUUUAAGAAUAGUAUAACUUAUUGAAAAAAAAUUAACUAAUUAAUUAAAUAUUAGUAUUGAAAUUUUAAUCAUGAAAUUAAAAUUUGUUACUGCCAAUUUUUUAAACAAUAGUCUAUGUGCUGUUGUAAUAGGGACAGGAAUUUUUGAAUAUUCAGCUAAUACAUUUUUUAAUACUUACAUAAAAAAUUACAAAGAAGCAUACAAGAAUGGUAAACCAAUAGAAUUGAGCAAAAAUCUUCAAAAAAGAUAUGAUGAUGUUGUUAAAGACCUAAAAUUUACAGAAUUUCAGAAAGCAUUUUCUGUACCAUUUGUAGUUGAAGGUUUAAAACCAAUUAAUAUAGGUUGCUUGAAUACACGUAGUGGCUGUUACAUUGGCUUACCAAUUAAUUUUGACUAUAAAUCAGUUGAAGAUGUAGAAAACUCAUAUUUUGAAGAGUAUAUUCAACUAUUUAACUCUAACUAUGAGUAUAAAAAGCAAUAUAUGGAAACAUUAAUACUCAGUGAUUCUGCAAAAAAGUUUGCUAUUGCUAAAGAAAUAGUUCUUACAGAUAACUUUCAACUAUUUAUCAAGUCUAUUAUUUCUUCAUUAACUUUAAUUCCUGUGUAUGCAUUGGGAGAAUACAUAAUGAAGCUAAUAUCAGGAAAUCCUAUAAAAUUUAGAGGACUUGUAUUGUUUAUUUUAUGCAAUAUUGGAAUAAUAUUGUGUUUUUUUUUGCGAAAUUGUGUUAAAAACUUUUUUUUACAUGACGCAGAUUCAAUUGUUUGCAAAAUAAAUUCAGAAUAUAUUAAAGGUGGAUUAGAAUAUUAUGAAAAAGAAAUACAAAGAAAUAAAAUUUUAAGAAAUAUAUUACCAUUUGGUCAUGAAAUUUACUCAGAAAAAGGGGAUGAAAAAAAAUUUUUUUCUGAAUUGCCUCUUUCAUUUAGAAUAAAAACCCUGGAACAUUAUUUAAAAAAAAAAAAUGAAGACAAUUUAGAAAUUUUAUAAUAGUUAUAUUACAAAAAAUUUAAUAAAAUAAAUAGCUAUAUUAAAUAAUAUCUAAUAUAUAUAGUAAAAAAUAAUUAUCUAUUUAUAGUUUUACUGUGUAUUUUAUCAAAUAAUAACCUGACCAAAAAUUUAGUAUAAUUAUUGAAUACUCAUUUCAAUUGUGGAUAAGAUGAGAGGAAAUAGACUUAAAUGGUUUGGUCAUUUUAUGAGAAGAGAGGAAUUGGAAAUCGGUAAGAACAGUUAAUGAAUAUUAAGCGAUAUUAAGUAAUGAAUAUUAAGCAAGAAAAGGUAGAAGAAAACCAAAAAAGAGUUUGAGGGAUGUUAUUGAAUGCAAUAUAAAGAUGGCUGAUGUGAGAGAUUGCAUCAAGUGGAAGUUUAGGAUAAUGGUGGCCAACCCCAAGCAGUUGCGAUUAAGGGGAGGAAUAAGAAGAAGAUUGAAUACUCAUUUUUAAUAACUCUCUAUUAAUUAACAUAGUGCUUUUGUUAGAUAUAAAGUUGAGAGAAGGGCAAUGCUGACAUAGAUAAAAGCAAAAUAUAGAUUUUUAUACUAAAAAAAAAUAAAAAAAGACCCACUCUUGUAUAUCUAUUGAUAGAUCUAGUUAGAAAAAUAAAAAUUUAUUCACUUAAAGCACUAAGAUAAUUUUUUAUAAUUCAC
Daktulosphaira vitifoliae (grape phylloxera) is the source of this 1704-nucleotide messenger RNA. Its product is annotated as transmembrane protein 177-like. The transcript is spliced from 3 exons. Lineage: Eukaryota; Metazoa; Arthropoda; Insecta; Hemiptera; Phylloxeridae. The coding region runs from base 135 to 1049 and encodes 304 amino acids. The record is from RefSeq and is a predicted model, not a curated record.